AUGCAUGCCCAUGGCCAAAAUAAGAAAACUCAACACUAUGGUGUAUAUGUUGAGGGAACCACUGAUGCUGAUAAUUACAGGCUUAUAGAAGAUAUUUUGACGAUCGAGUAUCAUGGUGCCGUUGGGCUUAAAGCCAUGAUUUUCAAAUGCAAGUGGUUCAACACUAUAGAAGGCCGUGGAUUUCGCAAACAUCCUUCUGGUAUCGUCGUUGUGUCUCUGCGUAGACAAUAUGAGAAAUAUGAUCAUUUUAUAUUAUCUGGUAAUUGUGAUCAAGUAUGUUUUAUUCUUUAUCCACACGUUCGUCGUUCCUCAUCUGAUUGGUGGGCCUGUACAAAAGUUAUGCCACGAGAUUCUCGUGAAACUUCUGAAGUAGCUCUACAAGCUGUACAAGACGAUACACACAACCACUUUGUAGCAGCAAGUGCAAUGAUACAAAUCGAAACGCAUGACGUGGAAGAUGCUUCCGAUUAUGAUAUGCAACCCGUAUGUCCUCCAAAUGAUGAAUACAUAUCAGAAGAUAAAUUAGAAAAUUCAGCUAAUGACUCUGAUUCUGAUACAGAUUAUGGUUGUGGUUCUGAUUAA
Messenger RNA from Thlaspi arvense, 582 nucleotides. The record is from the annotation of a GenBank genome assembly. Lineage: Eukaryota; Viridiplantae; Streptophyta; Magnoliopsida; Brassicales; Brassicaceae.